This is a messenger RNA of Passer montanus (Eurasian tree sparrow), 5226 nucleotides long. It is a transcript of the gene SPEF2, whose product is annotated as sperm flagellar 2. Gene Ontology annotation, cellular component: manchette; sperm midpiece. Gene Ontology annotation, biological process: sperm axoneme assembly. NCBI's taxonomy places the organism in Eukaryota, Metazoa, Chordata, Aves, Passeriformes, Passeridae. Bases 47 to 5053 code for a protein of 1668 amino acids. The record is from RefSeq and is a predicted model, not a curated record. The transcript is spliced from 35 exons.
CCUGGAACCCACACUUCACCUCCUUGGUGUGCAGUUUAAUGAGAAUAUGGCCCAAGACAUCAUGACAAGACAGCAUGGGGCUGCAACAAAGCUUUUAUAUGAAUUGUAUAUUGCUUUAGAAAAAAAGAGGAAGGCAAAGCUCACUGGGGUAGCUGUGGGAGCAAUGAGACCUGCAGCAACUGCAAAGCUUACGUCUGCUGAAAGUGGAAAUCAAGAGCAUUACAUAGGAAGGAGACAAAAUGAGAUAAUGGCCAGGAUUCAAACAGCAGUUAUAGAAAUUCAAAAACAACCAUCAAGAUCCACCAUAAAAUCUUUUGAAGCCAAAAGAUUCUUAAAGAAGAAGAGGGAAGCAGAGAACGUAUACAAGGAGAUAGAAAAGUUUGAGAAAUCUAUGACAGGAAAUGCCUCUGAAGUACACAGCCACAGUGAUAUGCAAGAACUAUUGCAAACACAGAAGUUUCAAGAAACAAGUCUAGAAACUAUACCAGAGAUGAGAACUGAGCUGCUAAAUAUUUAUUCAGAUGAUGAAUAUAUAAAGAAAAUUCAAACACGUGUACAGGAAGAUACAUUCACUAGAGAGCAACGAGCAAAGAGACGAAGAAAAAUGCUAGUGGAUCAGUUAGCAGAACAUGAGGCUCAAGAGAAGGCUUACCGGGAGGAGCAGCUCAUUUACAGACUAAUGAAACAAUCUCAGCAUGAGCGAAGGAUUGCUACUCAACUCAUGCAUGUUCGGCAUGAAAAAGAGGUGCUAAGGCAAAACAGAAUUUUCAGGGAAAAGCAAUAUGAAGAAAGACGACAGAAGGAGUUCCAGGAAGCUCUUGAUAGAGAAGCGGCUCUUGCAAAACAAGAAACUAUUGAUAACGAAGAACAAAUAGCCAGAGAAAGAGCAUACCAUGAGAAAAUUGCUGCUGAAAGAGCUCAGGCACGCUAUAAAAAGCAUUAUUCUAUAUGUUGGGAAAUUAUAUGCCAAAUCAUUGAUAUAUCAACAAAAGUAGGAGAAUAUCGUCAGCUGACAAACAACCGUGUUCCACUAAAACUGGUGCUGGAUUGGAAAGAACUUUUUUUUAAUGGAAAACCAAUAUAUGAACAAGCCUCAAUUCAACCUUUACCAGAUGAACCUAGCCCAGAACAACUUGUAGAGCUGAAUAAAAUGAGUCUGUUAGAUGAAAAAGAUUAUGGUGAAUACAAGAGUAUGACAGGGGAAUGGAGCCCAACUGAAGAGAACAGUGAAAACAAACCUCCUCUUAAUAAUAACAUAUUGGGUCAUGUGCUUCGUAGACUGAUGGAAAUGUUCUAUCCUCCAAAACCCAAAUCUUCACGUGAAUUUCCUUCAUUUCCCGUCAAGGGAUGUAUUUUGGGAAAAAUGUUUAGUGGAAAAACUACCUGUGCAAAGUUUGUUGAAAAAGUUUGCAAUAUUCAGGUACUAUCUGUUGGUACUCUGGUUCAGGAGGCCAUUGAAGCUUUUCUUAAUAAUGAAAUGAAAAGUGAAUCCAGCAUAAUUUCACAGGAAGCAGAGAGUUCUGGAGAGCAAAAUGAGGCCCAGGAGAACUUACCAAAUUCACCACCAAAUCUUCUAGAGGAGCUCCAAACAGAGCCCACAACAGAAGUUCCCACAGAACCUAUUUUAGACAAUUGUCUUGUUGAAAAGGAUCCGUCCCAGCAUGAAAUCCAGGAAGAAUUUGAAUUAGAUAAGAGUCAGGAUGGCCUAUCCAAGGAUCCAUCUCAGGAUGAAAUCCAGGAGGAAUUUGAAUCGGAUAAGAGUCAGGAUGGCCUAUCUAAGGAUCCAUCUCAGGAUGAAAUCCAGGAGGAAUUUGAAUCGGAUAAGAGUCAGGAUGGCCUAUCUAAGGAUCCAUCCCAGGAUGAAAUCCAGGAGGAAUUUGAAUCGGAUAAGAGUCAGGAUGGCCUAUUUAAGCUGUCUGUACGUGCCCAGCUUGGUGCUGCAUCACAGAAAUGGCUGAAGAACGGCAAAAGUGUUCCUGAUGAAUUACUAAUUGACAUCCUCUUGGAAGCCAUUACCCAAAUACCACCAGAGAAGGGGUGGAUUGUGGAGGGGUUUCCAAUGACAAUUAAUCAGGCAAAGCUAUUUGAAAAAUCCUAUACAGGGAUUGAUGUAGAAGCAAAAGAUCCAAUUUCUGAAAAGCUUUCCCUUGCUAUAGAUCCCAGAACCCCUAACAAGCCUCCUUCUACCUCACCUGCAUUUGAUGUUUCUAUAUUAUUGGAUAUUUCAGACAGUCUGGUACUGAAACGUGCAGCUGACAUGAAGUGUGAAAGAAAGGCAUCUCAGGCUGAACAGAGCAGCGAUCAAAAUUCAGAUGCCGAAAUCCUAGAAGAGAAUAUUGAUUUGGCCAGGGAGCAGGUGCUGCAUAGGAUUUCAGGCUUCCUAAAGACGUGGCCAAAAUUAGAGAAAUGGUUUUCCAGCCAUCAAAACAAUCUAGUGAAAGUAAAUGCAGAGACAGAAGAAAGUCUUGUGUGUGAAACAGUGAAGGAAAUUAUAAUAGAAGAAAUGGUGAAAAAUCAGAAUAGAAGGGCUGCUGAAGAAAUACCACCAGAAAAAGAAAAUGUUUCACCAGUUACAAAUGAAGAAGAGGUUUUACCAGUCACAGAUGAAGAAGAAAAGGUUUUACCAGUUAUAGAGCCUUCUCCCUUGCCUGAAGAACCACCAACGAUCGAACCAGGAUCAGAUGAAUGGAUUUAUGUAGAUGAACCACUUCCCCAGGAGAUAAUUGAUUUUUUAGUACCUUACUGGGAAAUGGUAGAAAAUACAUAUAUGAAUACAAUCAAAACUGUACUUAGGUGUCUGAGGGAUGAAAAGUACACUAUAAUUCAUUACACAGCAGAUAUUAGAAAAAAAUUUCAAGAUUAUUUGAAACGUCCACAUCUUAAGCAGGAGCUUGUAUCUCAGUGGCAAGCAGAUUUUAAUUCAAUUGCUAAUGAGCUGCAAGACGAUGAGGAAACAAAAGCUGAACUACACCAAAGGGUUACUGACCUAAGAGAUCUUCUCUGGGAUAUCUGUGACAUCAGAAGGAAAGAAGCAGAGCUGGAACGUACUGAUAUCAUGAAUGAAGAGUGGUUACCUGAUCGUAGGGGGAUUGCAAUGAACCAUUACUUUACACUUAUGCAGGUUGAACUGGAUCGUUUCCAAGAUACAAAGAGACUUCUUCAUGACUAUUAUAGGGCAAUGGAAGGAAAAAUCCCAACAGAAGAUAAUCAAGAUUUUACUAGAAUCCCAUUGUUAAAUAUUAUUAAUAGAGAAGAGAAAGAAGAUCAAGAUGAAUCAAGAAGGAUUCCUCUAGUUUCUUUGAAACCACCUUCACCCGGUGGUGAGUCAGAAAAGAGUGGAACUAAGAAGAGGAGUCUUCAGGAUAAGAGUUCUGAAAGUGGAGUGACCACUUGCAGGACUGAUAAAAAUCUUGUUAUUGAUACAUGGCAAACAGCAGUAACAGCGGUAUCAGAUAUGGUAACAGCUGAAAUAGAGUUUAGAGAAAUGGAGGAAGAACAAGAACUUCAGCUAAAACAGAAAUCUUCGAAAGCUGCACAGAAACAACCAGGCAAAGCGGCUGGGAAAGAUACCAAAGGUGCCAAAAAGGCAUCUUCCAAAUCGCCUCCUAAAAAAAAAGGAGCAAAAGCUACUCCAGCUUCUAUAGACCCAGAAGAAUUAAGGAAAGAAGAACUGGCACUUAAAAUAAUGCAAGAAUAUUUCAGUGCCUUGAAACAUGAGGAGGCAGCCACAAAAUCUCGGCUAGAACUUAUAAAAGAAAAAGCUUUAGUAUAUCUUGAGGAUCUAAAAUUGAAAGCAGAAGAGGCUUAUAAAGAUAUGGAAAAGUGGCUUGGAUCCACCUUCUUGGAGGAAAGAUCAAGUGUUGAAAAAUUGGUAGAGGUUGCACGACAUCAUAUUGAGAGUUCUAGCAAAAUCCUAUAUGAAAUGACUUUAGAAGGAACAGAUUUCUACAUCAAUAGAGACGUAAAAAUGGUUCCUGACCCUGUUCCUGACCCUGUUCCUCCACCAGAAUUUCAACGCAUAGAAACCUCUGAAAGCAGUACUCUAACUAUUUCACAACUUGCUACACUUCAUAAGCAGUUUCUACAGCUGGCACCUAAAGGUUUUUUACCAAAGAAAUUAUUUAUUGAAGCUGUUAGUGACUUGGUUAGUUUGAAUCUUGGAAUAAAUUGCUUUCCUGAUGCAUGGAAGAACUUAACACUUGCAGAUUUAGAAAAUCUGGCGUCUGAAUUCACAGUGAACUCAAAACUCACUGACUGGCGCAGAUUCUUGCUGGCAGCAGCACAGCCUUGGCCAGUGCCCUCGGUGACACAACUCCUCCAAACACUGCAUGUCUUCAGGUCUGUUGAUGUCACUGGAUCAGGCUUCAUUACACAGGAACACUAUUUACAGGCUGGCUUAUGGUUUAAUGGAAAUGAAGAUCUGAGCAUAACAGAAAGUUGCGAAGAACCUGUGUCUUCAGAAAGGCUAAAACACCUCAUAAAGUUUUUCUUCCAUUUAUUUGCGGAUACCGAAAAAGACCCUGCUCUGCUGGACUAUACUGAGAUGCUGCUUUAUUUUGCCUCCCACUCUGAUCCAGUUGAAGGUGUAUACAGAGCACUUAGCAUUGCUACUGGAGCAAAUAUUCACAGAAAAAAGAAAGCCUCCCUUCCACGUGUGGAUUCUUCAGGUCCCAACAUAUUGUCAAAUGAAAAGACUUUAAGAGAGGAUGAAAAAGAAGUCUUGAAUUACACAGGUGAAGAAAUUAUUUCAGUGGCAUCUCUACUCAAAGUGUUUCAUACUGGAGGAAGUAAAGAUGAAGACUGCCAUAGAUUCAGCUGUCUGGAGAAGGCAGACAGCUAUGAUAAGCAUUUCAUCAAGAUGUACCAAGAAUUAGGUGCUGAAGAUCUGACACCCAUUGCAUUUGAACUCCUUUUGAAGCAUCCUUUCAUGGAAAAUUUGAUUAACACAUGCCAAGAAUACAAACUACCUGAUAUAAAUGUCUUUCUCCAAAGAUCCAAAGAAGCACAAUCAACUGAUGGGGAGCAAAACACAUGUGAAGACAUAAAUGUAUGAAAAAUUACUGUUUAUGAACAUUAAGAAAUCUUUUUUCUCCAAGCCUGUAAGAAAUGUGUCUUACAGGUCCAGUCCUCUCUUCAAUUAGAAAAGUUUUUUGUUUAUUGUUGCAAGAGCAAAAUCCCACUCCAACUACACAUUUUCUGUUACUUUAAAAUUAAAAAAAGAAAAAC